AUGGCACCCUCUCUGGAAGAGCCCAUUGUCUCAUCGAACCCGGCACCCGUCGUGGUUCCCACCAAGGGAGUCGCAGGCGGCAACAAAUUUGGCUAUGUCCCUGGACGGACACGCGUUGAAGAGCACACCAGCUAUGAGCAUGAUGAUCUUCUGCCUUCAUUCCCCAACAUCCACUGGGAACCUCUAGAGGAGAUUUACCACGAAGACCGGGGUAUUCAUGGAGACCCGAAGUUCCGCAACCUGCUCCAAGAUGCCUCGAAUGUGUUCGAUUACAACCCUAAAAUCGGAACGGAGAUCCACGGAGUCGACUUGGCCAAUCUGACCGACGCACAACGAGACGAUUUGGCCCGUCUAGUAGCAUACCGAGGUGUGGUCUUUUUCCGUGACCAGAAGAACCUGGAUGUUGAUGCGCAGCGGAAUCUUGGGAAGCACUUUGGACGGUUACACAAGCAUGCUACUACUUCCGUUCCACGCAAGGAAGGUCUGGAAGAUGUCCAUGUUGUGUACGCGGCGGACAACUCCCCAGACAACCGCGCACUAUUCAGCCCAAGCUUCUUGUGGCAUUCAGAUGUUACCUACGAAGUGCAACCUCCAUCAUACACCAUGCUGAAGGUGCUCACAGGUCCUCCCCACGGAGGCGGCGGCGACACACUCUGGUCAUCACAAUAUGCCGCAUAUGACGUCCUGUCCUCACACAUGCAGACCUACCUUAAGGGCUUAACGGCCCUUCAUUCGGCUGACAUGCAGGCCAACGACUCACGCGCCCUUGGUCGGCCAGUCCGCCGAGACCCGGUCACCACGGAGCACCCUCUUAUCCGAACAAACCCGGUCACGGGCUGGAACAGUCUAUUCUUCAAUCCCGGUUUCGUCACUACGAUCAUUGGUAUCCCCAAGGGUGAGAGCGAUGCCAUCAUCCGGUACCUCACUGAUGUGGUCGCUACAACUCAAGAGGCACAUGCUCGGUUCCAGUGGAACAAGGGUGAUGUUGCUAUCUGGGACAACAGGACAACGAACCAUUCUGCUACAUAUGGAUUCACACCCCACCGACGACACGCUGUCCGCGUAGCAGCCCAGGCUGAACGCCCGAUCUUGAAGGAAUCGGGCAAAUCACAGGAAGAUGAGGUCAAUGCGUUGUUUGGUCUGCCGGCAGUCAACAAGGAUGGAUCACGACAGUCCAAUUACAAUGACUAGAGGUGGAGCGGGGAAUUGCAGCAUUGGAAACUACAUCAUUAUUACAUAC
This is a messenger RNA of Penicillium pulvis, 1240 nucleotides long. RefSeq names its product TauD/TfdA dioxygenase family protein. The record is from RefSeq and is a predicted model, not a curated record. NCBI's taxonomy places the organism in Eukaryota, Fungi, Ascomycota, Eurotiomycetes, Eurotiales, Aspergillaceae. Gene Ontology annotation, cellular component: cytoplasm. The coding region runs from base 1 to 1191 and encodes 396 amino acids. Gene Ontology annotation, molecular function: 2-oxoglutarate-dependent dioxygenase activity. The transcript is spliced from 4 exons.